Messenger RNA from Maylandia zebra (zebra mbuna), 1710 nucleotides. It is a transcript of the gene ppp1r36, whose product is annotated as protein phosphatase 1 regulatory subunit 36. NCBI's taxonomy places the organism in Eukaryota, Metazoa, Chordata, Actinopteri, Cichliformes, Cichlidae. Gene Ontology annotation, biological process: negative regulation of phosphatase activity. Gene Ontology annotation, molecular function: phosphatase binding. The record is from RefSeq and is a predicted model, not a curated record.
GAAUAAAUGGGAGAAUUCUUAAACUUUUGGACAUUUUUGUAACAAAAAAGUGUGGGGGGGAUAUCAAAUGUUAUUUUUCUGCCGGUAAAUAUUACCGCGCGGUGUCUGGGCUGCUCCCUUUUCGUCGUUAACCUUGAAAUGCCAGACUCGAAACUCGCCGUGUGUACUUUUCAGGUGAACAUUUCCCCUUUAGGCCGCUGGGUUUGGAAUGAUAAAUCUAAAAAGCUGGAGUUUAUCAGUUCUUACCCAAGAGAAGAGAAUGUUUUGACGGCGAGUCUAACCAAUAACAACAUUAAAGAGCUUCAGGAGCGAGCAGAGUGGUUGGCUGACAUAUUUACAAUGAACCACAGAGGGCGCCAAAGGAUUAGGAGCAGACUGAGCCCUGCUCAUUUCAAUGCGUACAGGUCCUCAGUGCUGAAGAGACAAGCGGACCGGGUCACCAUUGAGGAUGUUAAACAGGUGGCUGUCGGUUUGCUACAGGAGAAUUAUUUGCUUCCCGUUCCUCUCCGCUUUCUGGAGUUAUUGAAGAGUGACGAGCUCGAUGAAGUCCUCAUUACACUUCUUCUUUACCUGUCUUGCUUUUUCAUACAUAAGACCCUGAAGAAUAAAUCUGUGCAUACAGCAGUCCUGUCAGAGCACCAGAUGAUGGUGGAGGCUUGGGCUAAAAAGGAGAUGGCUCAAAAGAAGUUGGCUGUCUGCUACUUCCGCCUGAUGAUGGAUCUGAAAAGAGAACAUCAUUGCCCAUAUCACAAGAGGCAGAUAUCGUCAAAUAGAAGAGAGUGGCUUCUUCAUGCGUGCUUGUACAGCUUCUUCUGCUACGUGGCCUGGGUGACGUUUGGCAGGAGGGACCUGAAGGACAUCCAAGAGGAGGUUGGACGUCUUUUGUACUCUGACUCGUUCAACAUGGCAGUGAAGAAUAUGACUGACGGCGACUCGGGAACUACCAGUAAUGGUUCAGUGGAGACAGGAGCAGCUCACUCCAAGAUGAGACAUAAUAGUCCACUAAAACAAAGCACAUCCCAAAGGCACCCACUCCUCAGCAGCAUAGUAAAUCAGCGAUCCCCUCUGAUGGUGUCUCUGCUGCCCUCGCCCAAAGAACAGUCACCCCAUCUGUUCCUGGGCAGCCGAGCCAGGAAUCAGAUCCCUCUGAAGGCCGAGUACUGUGACACCAAAGCCCUCAUGGAGCAGCUCGACCAGCAGCUGGCCUCUGUCAGGUUUGGGAUUCUUGGGAAGCCCUUGGAUCGAUUCAGCCACAGUACGCUGAUACCCUAUGGACAACAGAAAUAUUUCAUGAGGAUAAGGACAAGGAAGUAGACAGUGAUGGUAAUAACAGUGCAGAUCAUUCUGGAAUCUGUGCUCAAGGUACCGAGUUGUCCUUCGUAGGACACAAGUGGCGGCCUUUUCAGACAUGGAAGCGCCAUCCACAUAAAGAUUAAAAACUGCACACUGUAAACGUUGCAUAUUGAAUGACUUGCAUGUGAAUGUGUGUACUCUCAGUGGCCUAACAUCUAUUUGCACAUCACACAGGUAAAGAAAAGGCAAAGAAUGAGGUAGAAGCUGAGAUUUCAGUCUUUCAUGUGUGGCUCAUUUUCAAAAAUCAUAUUCCUGGACUGUUAUCAUACAUGCUAUUUGUUGGGAUAUGCCUCUGAAUAUAAAUCUGUUUAGUGCUUCCAGCUGGUGGUGCUGUUGAAUAAAAUAUAAUGAAAUCCA